AUGCCCAUUCCCAACGGAAUAUCACCAAAUCUCAGCCCUUCGUUCUAUUUGAUCGGGGAUGAUAUUGCAACAGCACAGUCUGUUAUACUUGACGCAAAAUGGAAGCUUGAAGAUGUGAAACGAGCUGUUGGCGGGUACUUCCAUGUAGCUCAGCCUUUAGGUCUGAGUUUCCACGUCGGUGAUAACGACCAAGAAAUCACCACAGUCGAUGAUAUUCUCUCUACACCUUCUUCCACCACUAUUGGCCUUCGCGUCGACGGCCAGGCAGUCCAAAGUCCCCAGGGCCCCGAGGGUCUCCCACUAGUCGGCAGCUUCUACGAAAUCUUCCCUGACCACCUGGGCAAUCACUACCGUCUGUUCCGCAAAUACGGCCAUGUCAUCAAAACCACCAACAUGGGAAAGACGACAUACCUCACUGACAGCCCCGAGGUAGCUGCUGUGGCCCUCGCCGAAUCAGCCUACAUGACGAAAAAGAUCAACGAGAACCAUCCCCUCUGGGGCGUGAAAGACAACACUGCUAUCUUCAUCGGCGACACUGAGACUGAGAAUUGGCGUCUGGCACACAAGUUCCUACCACCAGCCAUGGGCCCCAAGGCUGUGAGACACUAUACCCCGCUGAUGCAGGAGUGUGUCCGCAAGUCCUUCGCCGUAUUCGAUGAACUUGACGAACGUGAUCAGUCAUGGAAUGUCUACCAGUAUAUGGUGAAACUUGCCUCGCAAACUAUUGGCAAGUUCUCGCUGGGAACAGACUUUGAGCAUUUCACGCAUGUCGAUGCCCCGCUGCAUCCUAUCGUGACAAACAUUGCGAACCUGCUUUCUCUGAACAAGAAGAUCACCGCCCGCGGCGAGUGGUAUCGACAUCUCCCCUUUGGAGAUCCUGCACGGCUGAAGACAGUUCAAAAGACCAUCUACUCUCUUCUACAAGAGCAGAUUGACCGCGUAAAGGGCUCCGGUAUUGCAGGAAUGGCGAUGAACGAGGCUGCUAUCAACGCUUCUUGCGUGGUGGACUACUUGCUCAACACGGUCGAUGAGUCUGGCGAGAAAUUCCCCGAGGGCUUGAUAUUGGCGAACAUGCUUAUCGUCACGGGCGCGGGCUUCACGACUACAUCUGCGUUGAUGUCUUGGCUGAUCUACUGCCUCGUCAAUUACGAGGGCACACAAGACCGGCUCUACGAGGAGCUGUGCGAGGCAGGCAUAGCCAACACCAAAGAACCUGUGACCUGGACUCCUGAGCUGGCGCAUAGUCUGUCAUAUCUCGAUUGCUUCGUCAAAGAGACCCAGCGUUUACACAAUGCCUCUUUCCAACCCGGGCGUACAACAAAGACCGAAGUCGUCUUGCCUGGGGGGUACCGUCUUCCUGCAGACAGCGUGAUUGUCCCUGCAUUAUAUGCAAUUCACACGAACCCAGAAGUAUGGCGAGAUCCCUUCCGCUUCGAUCCUGACCGGUGGACAAGCGAUGAAGUCAAGAAUAAGCACCGUUGCGCGUACAUUCCCUUUGCGACUGGUCCACGCGGCUGUAUUGGCUUCAAUUUCGCGCUUUUGGAGGUCAAGAUAUUGCUGUCGGAGCUUGUGUCUCGGUAUGAGUUCUUCCGGGAGGGAUUGGAUGCAGUCGAGUAUGAUCCUGAGUUCCAGUUGAUUCGGCCAUUGAACUUUUAUGUGCGAGCUAAGAAGAGAGCGGGCGUUGCUUAG
Messenger RNA from Penicillium cataractarum, 1689 nucleotides. RefSeq names its product cytochrome P450. The record is from RefSeq and is a predicted model, not a curated record. Gene Ontology annotation, molecular function: oxidoreductase activity, acting on paired donors, with incorporation or reduction of molecular oxygen; iron ion binding; monooxygenase activity. Lineage: Eukaryota; Fungi; Ascomycota; Eurotiomycetes; Eurotiales; Aspergillaceae. The coding region runs from base 1 to 1689 and encodes 562 amino acids. The transcript has 2 exons.